This is a messenger RNA of Clavispora lusitaniae ATCC 42720, 459 nucleotides long. It is a transcript of the gene NCB2, whose product is annotated as negative cofactor 2 transcription regulator complex subunit. Gene Ontology annotation, biological process: negative regulation of transcription by RNA polymerase II; RNA polymerase II preinitiation complex assembly. NCBI's taxonomy places the organism in Eukaryota, Fungi, Ascomycota, Pichiomycetes, Serinales, Metschnikowiaceae. The record is from RefSeq and is a predicted model, not a curated record. Gene Ontology annotation, molecular function: protein heterodimerization activity; RNA polymerase II general transcription initiation factor activity; TBP-class protein binding. Gene Ontology annotation, cellular component: negative cofactor 2 complex.
AUGUCUGAAUUUGGGCCUGCUUCCAGUGGGUCGGGCGAAGACUUGUCGUUGCCCAAGGCCACUGUUCAAAAAAUCAUUGGUGAAGUGUUACCGAAGGAUAUCGCCAUUUCCAAGGAAGCGAGAGAAGCCAUCACAGAAUGCAGCAUAGAGUUUAUUAUGAUCUUAUCCACACAGCUGAACGAUAUUGCCGAAAAGGAGGCUAAAAAGACUAUUGCAUCGGACCAUGUUAUCAAAGCUUUGGAAGAGCUUGGGUUCCACAACUACCUUGAUAUUAUCAACAAGGUUUUAAGCGAACACAAGGAGCUUUUGAAGGGCAAGGAAAAAAAGAACAACAAGUUCCUCAACUCGGGCUUGAGCGAAGAAGAGUUGUUGAGGCAACAGGAAGAGUUGUUCAAAAAGUCACGCGCUCGGUUACAGAGUGGUGGGUCUGGCUCCUCCGAGAUCAAACAGGAGAUUUAA